Panicum hallii is the source of this 4173-nucleotide messenger RNA. RefSeq names its product VIN3-like protein 1. The transcript is spliced from 4 exons. Lineage: Eukaryota; Viridiplantae; Streptophyta; Magnoliopsida; Poales; Poaceae. Gene Ontology annotation, molecular function: protein binding. Gene Ontology annotation, biological process: vernalization response; epigenetic regulation of gene expression. The coding region runs from base 1873 to 3960 and encodes 695 amino acids. The record is from RefSeq and is a predicted model, not a curated record.
GAGGCUGGACGCCGCCCCGUUACGCGGCACGCGUCCAUCGAGCCCUCCCCGCGACCCCGCCGCCACCCACGCUCCCCCUCUUCCCCUCCCUUCCGCCGCCGCGGCCGGCCGGUCCAUCCUCCGGCCCGUCUCCCCACCCCGCCCCGCCCCGGCCGACGGGAUGGCGUCGUCGGGCGGGGACGCGCCCGGACCUCCCGGUAAGCCCCUCGCUUCACCCGGCCUCUCGCUGGCGGGCGGCACGCUCUCUGUGCCCACCGAACCCGUCCCUAGCUGCGGGGACGGAUUUGUCCGCUUGCUGCUGCUGCUGCUGCUGCUGCUGGCGCGGGGGAGUAGCGAGCGCUGGCCGUACGCCACCCAUGGCUCCACUCGCUGGCCGUGUCUCCGUGUCUUUCUGUGUGUGCUAGUCCGCUGUCUGUUGCUUAUGUGCUACUAGUAUUAGGCUAAGACGGUUACUAAUAUAGCUGGACGCUCUCUUCGUUGCGAUUGCUUGCUCUCCCUGGCCUGGAUUUCCUGUCACCAGCUCUCAUCACGAGGAAGUCCUGCCACAAUUUGCCCGACUCGGAUUUCGUGCGCGUCUCUCUAGUACUGAUGCUGUUAGGAGAUUACAAUUGGGGUGUCUUGUUACAUCAUCGGUGGCUGGCUCCAUUCGCUGGCCGUGGCUGUGUGGCGCUAGUCCGUUGCCGGUUGCCUAUGUGCUCUGUUAAGCAGGACUAUUACUAGUGUAGCUGGAUGCUUUCUUCAUUGCAAUUGCUUACUCUCUCUGGCCUGAAUUUCUUGCAACCAGCUCAUCAUGAGGAAGCAUUGCCACAAUUUGCCCGAUUCGAUUUCGUCUGCGUCUCUAUAGUACUGAUGACGCUAGACGAUUAACUGGGGUGUUUUGUUAGGAGAUUUUUGGCCUUGCCUGGAAGACCCCGGAGCUGGGGCCUGUCUUCGAUUUAGCAACGGCCUCCCAAAGUGGCAGCUAUUAUUUUGUUCAUCUGGCCUUUUCACACUAGCCCAUUUUGGCAUCUCUUUUGCGAUUCUUGCGGGUUUUCUUGUAUGAUUUGUUGGAUGUGUGCGUCCUUUUCCUAUUCCAGUUGGGAAACUACAAAAAGAGGAACUUUCGACUGCGAAAUGUGGACACGAUGUAGUGAGCCUUUUCUUUGUUGCAUGAAAGGAAAUUUGGAACUUCCAACUGUGAUGGACAGGUUUUGAGUUCAUACUAACGCAAGCUUCCAUGUUUGACUUUACGGUGAUGCAAACAUAAAUAAAAGGAUGAGAUGAUUAUAUGCCCUAAAGAUUCUCACUGGAUGGAUUGAUUUGUGAACAAGACUUGCAUGAGCACCCGUGAAAUAAUGUCUCCAGAUUAUUGUGCACUAGCAGCAAAUUAAAUUACCGCGAAGCAAGUUGUACACCGUAAGAGCUCCCACAAGGUAUUAGGAUCUUAAUGCACUCGUGGAUCCUAGAUUUUGGAUAUCUGGCCCUUGUUGGUUUAAUGCCAAAAGUUUGGCAAUAUUCUAUUUUCUUUUCCUCUUAGUAUUUUUAGAACCAAGGUUGCUCAAUAAAAUGGUCUAGUUUCCUGUAUUUUGGUAUGCCGAGGUUUGGAUUGGUUGGUGUGGGUGGAUUUAGGUUAAACAGCACCUAAAUUAUGUGUGUGUGGCCUGGUGAUAAAUCUGGCCCCAAAUGAACCGGUAGUGGCCCUUUAAAACUGAAGAUUCUUGCUUUACUCCUUUCUUUGUACUUUUUAAUCAAAAGGGGAUAUAGAAGAGCCUCUCUUCGUGACCGAGCACCGCAUCUUCAAUUGGAGCGCACCUUCAUAGCCACCUCCCUUACGGCAACCAUCCUUCUCUCUCACUCGGCAGCGGUUCCUCCCCUUCCCCUUCCUCUGCCAGGAUGGCGCUGAGUGGGGAUCCGUCCAGAUCUGCUGUGGUAACAAAUGUUUCUAAUGCUGCAAGUGCACCUGAAGAAAAUAGACCUCCUUGUGGCAGCAACACCAGUUCAGAAAGUGCCCAGAAACCAUUGAGUUCUUUUCAUGAACAAGAGUCAAAUGAUGCUAGUGUUAACACAGAAAAGGAAGAACCUGGCAUUUCAAAAUGCAAAUCAGUGGAAGAAAUACCAAGAACUGUGACUGUAAAGGGGUGCAAGAACGUUGAUUCAAAGAAAGUCUUCUCAAAUAACAAUAAUAAUUCAAGCCUUGUUGGUAGCCAUGCUCAGAAAAAACAGGCAAGAAAGGGUGAGCAUCUUGUUCAACUAUGUGAAAAUGGGAUAUCUCAAGACACAAAGCCUCCUAACAUAAGGAUAUGCAUAAAUUCAGCCUGCAAAGCAGUCAUGAACUUAGAUGAUGCAUUUUGUAAGAGGUGUUCGUGUUGUAUUUGUCAUGAGUUUGAUAGCAACAAAGAUCCUAGCCUUUGGCUGGUCUGCUCAUCAGAGACUGGUGGUAGGGAUUGUUGUGGGUUAUCCUGCCAUAUUGAGUGUGCACUCCAGCACCAAAAGGUAGGAUGCACAGAACUUGGACAAUCUAUACAGCUUGAUGGUAACUACUGUUGUGCUGCAUGCGGCAAGGUUAUUGGAAUUCUUGGGUUCUGGAAAAGGCAGCUGGUAGUUGCUAAAGAUGCCCGUCGAGUUGAUAGUUUCUGUUCGCGCAUAUAUCUGAGUCAUAGACUUCUGGAUGGCACAACUCGUUUUAAAGAGCUGCAUCGGAUUGUAGAGGAUGCAAAAGCAAAGCUGGAAACUGAAGUUGGGCCCCUUGAUGGUACAUCAUCCAAGAUGGCCCGUGGCAUUGUUGGGCGGCUGUCUGUUGCUGCUGAUGUGCAGAAACUUUGCUCUUUAGCAAUUGAAAAGGCAGAUGAGUGGCUGAAGUCAAACAUUCAAUCUGAAACAAAACAAAUUGAUACACUUCCUGCUGCCUGCAGGUUUAAAUUUGAAGAUAUUACAGAUUCAUCAUUGGUGUUGGUUCUUAAGGAAGCUGUUUCCUCGCCGCACCAUGUCAUCAAAGGCUAUAAACUCUGGUACUGGAAUAGCAGAGAACCUCCAUACACAGGGGAGCCUGCUGUUUUCCCCAAAGACCAAAGAAGGAUACUGAUAUCCAAUCUGCAGCCCUGCACAGAGUACUCCUUCCGUAUUAUUUCAUUUACUGUGGAUGGUGAACUGGGCCAUUCUGAACACAAGAUCUUUACCAAGAGUGUGGAGAUCAUUCAUAAGAACAAAGAGAACAGAGCAGAAGGUUGGUCAUCUUCUGCCAAGAGAGCUGGUAAGAGUGAAAAUGGUACGUCGUCAGGCUUCCAGGUCCGCCAGCUGGGUAAUGUCUUGCGGAAGGCUGACGAGAAUGGUUACCCCAGUGCAUUGUGUAAAGAUGAGAUUGAAGAUUCAUGCGACCAGAGUGAUUCUGUAAUACUAGAAAAGGACCAGGUUCCAUGCAGUGCGUCCCACAAGCUCGAUCUUAAUGAGACCUCAGUCCCGGACCUGAAUGCAGAGGUAGUCAUGCCACCAGAGUGCUGCCAGGACGAGAACGGAUGCAGCUCAGGAAAGAACACACUGACAAAGUCCAAUGGUUGUGGCGACUCCCAGACUUUUGCCGAGGGGCAUGUAGGGGAGGCGCCGGUCAUGGAAUCCCAGUCACAGAGUCGCAAGCAGACAUCUGACCUGGAGCAGGAAACCUGUGCUGAUGGCAGCAACUUGGCAGCCGCCUCAGCUAGGCUCUUCUCCCGUAGGUUAGGCCAGUUAGAUGACAACUAUGAAUACUGUGUGAAGGUUAUACGAUGGCUGGAAUGUUCUGGACACAUAGAAAAGGAUUUCAGGAUGAAAUUCCUAACCUGGUUCAGCUUGAGAUCAACACAGCAGGAGCGUAGAGUUGUGAUCACCUUCAUCCGCACCCUCCUUGAUGAUCCCAGCAGUUUGGCCGGCCAGCUCCUGGAUUCAUUCCAGGAAAUUGUUGCUAGUAAGAAGCCAAGAACUGGUUUCUGUACUAAGCUUUGGCACUAACCGGAUUGACAAAAAAAAAACUCAAAAAGUGCUGCCUAAUACUCUAAUAUUCUUACAGUAGGGAGAAUAACUGGGAUCAUAGUGUAAUGCUAUUUUUACAUUCUGAUACAUUUGUAUAUGUAGUUAGUUUGAUGUUGCCGUGCUUGGAUAUUUGCAAUGAUUACAUGAUAUAUCGAUGAAUGUGGCGAGCAGAAUGAAAGCUAUUAUCAGGAU